GUCCACUGGAGGGGGAAGGGAACAGAGAUGGGAUGUGAGCCGGGCUGGAAGGGCGAUCCCAGCAAGGACAGCUGGCCUGAAGCUGCCUGCCAGCAGCAUGGGAAUGUAAUCUUGGGGUCAGGGAGGCUGCUCCUUCAGCCCCGCAGAGGCUGUGGGCAGCCAGGCCAUCCCAGGGCUGCAUGCAUGGGGGACAGCAUGGGGCAAGACAGGUUAGCAGUGAGCCCAGGGCUCCAGGCUGGCACUGCCAACACACCGAGAGCUUCUCUUACCUGACAGCAAACGACUUGGAAAGCAGGUUGUGGAAAGAAAGAGAGAGAGAGAGCAUUUACCAAGGGAAUGGCAAGGGGAAGGCCUGUCCCUUCCACACUGCCAGGUGGGUGUGCUGCCAACCCUCUGCCUGGACCUGCCACGCUACCUUGUGGAAAUGGGAGUCAUGUGGUGUCAUGUCACUCAGGCCCUGGCAAAGCUGCAGGGGCUGCAGUGGGGGCACCCACAGCCUGGGCUCUGCACUGGCCACCCCACCAAGGCUCCCUCAGCCCAGCCCAGCCCAGACUGGGUCUGUGUGGUGGGUGGCAGUGGGUACUUUCUGGGGACCCAGUGGGUUUCUGCAGUCACACCCCACCUCUGAGCUACACUGUUUUCUCCCCCAUGUCUUCUCAGCAGGACUCCUUGAAGCAGUGGGUGCUGCCCCCAGGAGUGCCAGCUUGGACCCCCCAUGGCUGCCCCCAUGCCAGUGUGGCUCUCCAUGUGAUGGCUCCAGCCAGCUGCUGGGUAAGCCUGGUGCUGCCAGGGUCUCAGUGCCCACCAGCAUCCUGUGCCCAACUCCACCUCUGCAUCCCAGGAGCAUGUACUGGGACAGAGCCAACCACCUUCACAUCCCAUGGAGACAGACACAGAGGAAGGGUUCCCAGCACUGCUUCCAACUCCAUGGGGGCCAGACUCUUACAGGGACCCCCGACUCACUGCAGACCCUUUCCUCUGCAGUCUGUGGCCCCACAGUCCUGCUGAACAGCAAGCUCCCUGUCUGCACCCACAGCAUCUACCAGUCCUGGAGUUCAUCUUACAGCUACUAUUGCACCAAAGGAGCAACACAGCAGUGCCUGAGUAGCCUCUCCUCCAGCCUGGACACCAGCCCCCAGAAGCGUGAGCAGCCUGACAACCUCUUGUAGAGCAUCUGCUCCUCCUCUGACUCCUCAGAUGACCCCUAGGCCCCUGAGAGGGACAGGCUGGCCAGCAGCAGAGCCAGCAUCAUGGUCCAGGACAUCCUCACCACUUCCCAGUGGCAGACAGUGCUCCAGCGUGGCUACCAGUGCAUGUUGUGUUGCCGCAUCUUCCCCACAUUGUGGUUGGUCAAGACCAAGAUCCAGCACAGCUCCCAGGAGGGCUACAGCUGCAAUGGGUUCUACUGCAGGCUCAAUGCCCUGGGGAAGCAGGAGCUCAAGGCUCAGGAGGCUGCAGCCUCCAGGCUGUCCAUGUAGCCCCACCAGCCAAGCAGCCACCACGGGAGGGCACUGCUCCAUCGCUCCUGCCAGCGGCAGAAUAAAUUCUUUUAGGAUCAGCCAGCCCUGCCUCUGUGCUGCUCUUCCUACGCAACACUGCCAUCCUUUGAGAGGCUCUUCCCUACUUUUCCUUCCCCAGCAGACAAAAAUCUCCUGAGCUCCUAAAAGUGCUGCUUAGCAUUUCUGCACCUCUGUGGGGAGCUCUGCAGAUGUCAGGAACCCACUGGCACCAUCAAGCUGUUGGGUCAGCCCUAAGACAAGCUUGCGCUGUGCAGUGGCUGAAGGGGAAGACUGAAACCCUUCUACUCCCAGAGGUAUUCAGAGCACCUUACUCUCAUGGGUAGCCUGUGGCUGGCACCACAACAGGGGUCCCACAGGGGAGUACGCUUAGGUUGGAGGGGGUCUGUGCAAGGCCAGAGGAUGUCGCUGCUGGUGCUGGCAACCAGCAUGGAGGGGGAAGGAAGUACAGAAAGAGAGAGAGUCAGUGAGAAGAAAGAGACAACAGAAAGCCUUGAGAAAUAGAAAGAUUUAUUUAGCAAAAGCCAGUUGACUAAUGACAACACCCAAGGGUUAAGUGCACUUACAUUGACAGAUUGGUUUCCCAGAUAGAGUCAACAGUUAGUAAUAUGACAGUUGUAGGAAAAGAAAGGACAAAAAAUAUAGCUAUAAAUCCCCUGUCAAGGUCCAUAAUAAAAGUGAGAGGCUAGAGAGGCGUCUUGGAGGCAGUGCUGACUUAGGAGGAGGGUCAUUUAUACAUGUACACCUGUGGUGCGGCAUGGUGCUGGCAGGUCCCACCCAGCUCCGGCAUCACCCCAUCAGCCUGCGGGGCACCUGCCACUGUCCCCUGCGGGCAGAGUGCCAGGCAGGAGCCCAAACCCACAGCUGGUCCUGAAGCUCCUCAAGGGACACUGCCUGUGUGUGUGGAGCAGGAAUGGACCGGAGCGGUGUCUCAGGAGAUGGCUCCUCCCUGCCUGCUUUCUGAGGCAGCCCAGCCUGGAAGAGACCUCUGUCCUACUGCUGCUCCUCCCAGGCUCUCCCUUCAUCUGCCCUGUGUGUACAGCUGAGCUCCUGCUGUCCCCUCUGCUGAACAAUCUGUCUGCCCACGUGGAAAUCCCUCUCCAAGCUCACCCAUGCAUCCCUACCCUAUCUGCACCAUGUCCUGUGUGUGCUGCCAUACCCACUUCUUCCUCCUAGCUGGACCAGCCUCCCACCCCAUGCUUUCACCUCCAACUGCUGCAAGCUGGCAGUGGGAUGCUGGGGUUCCCAGCAGAGGGGCUAGCACACUGCUGUGCCCACAGCGGUAUGGGACAGGGCACAUGGAGGUAGUGGUGGCCAGACAACAGGAGCACCCAUGUACCAAACAACACCCUCUCUCACUCUGCCCCCUCUGUGGCUGGUGCAGGGGCUCCCCUGGACACUAGGGCACUGCUGGGGACACUAAAACAUGUCCUUCCUUCCUUUCCACUGGGACUCUCUAGCUCCUCACAUCAUCCAGCCCUGUCUCGUGGCAGAGGGUACAUAGCACAGCUCAUACUGACCCCGGGGGUCUCAUCCACACCUCACUCCUCAGCAGCCCUCAGUCCCAGGGGGACCGGGGCAGAAAGAAGUGAUAGACCUUCCUCAGCAGCCAGGCUAAGCCCUGGAGGAGAGCAAGAGCUGGUGUCAGCCAGGGGUUAGUUGCAGGCAGAUAGAGCAGAGACAGAGCUGGCAAAGGCGAGAGCAGCAGGGAAGCAACAAAGCAAAGCAAAGCAGGAUAGGAGGGAGGAUGGGGGAAAGACAACUGUGCCAAUCCCCACCUCAUUGAGUGCUUCCACAAGGAGCAGGGCGGACAUCAGGACUCUGGUUCAUACCCCUUCAGUCAUGGCCUCUUAGAGGCUGUAGGACCAGGCAGGUGAUAAAAGUGCUUGCAGAAAAGAAACAAGCUCUGGGUCCCUUGGAGGCCCCCACAGAUGGCUCUCAGCCAAGAGCAUCCUGGGGGCUGGUGGGGGAUCCUGAGAUCUUGGAUUCACUUUUCUGGAGGGUGUAAACCAUAGAUGUGACAGAGCCCCUCUGCAGACACCAGCAAUUCACUCCCCACUGAGGAGUGGAAGUGUGCUCAUCCCUGCAGAUACCAAUGCCAGCACUGCAGGCCCCAGCCCUGGUCUGGAGGAAGACAACUGCUUGGAAAUGGGAGGGUUUGUCUAUAAAGCAAAGCAAGGAGUUUGUGGUGACGGGGGUGCAAGGAAGUGCUUGAAAAAGUGGCUUGAGAGCACCAAAAAGGCUUUGAAACCUGGCAGGUGUGCCAAAGAGCCAAAGGACUAGAUGAUGUCGGGGAGGACACUCCAUAGCCCAGUGCUGCAUUCCUGGCUCCCUGCUCCACACUGAGCUGUGCCAUCUUCUCUGCCCCACAGCCUGGGAAAGGAGUGGCUGUGCCUGCAUGCCCUCCACCUGCCUCAGGCAGGGACAAACUCUGUCCUAGAAGUGCCACAUCACCCUGCAGGAACUGUCUGCACCUGGCCAGCCUGCACAACCUCAUCUUACCCCAUCAACUCCUUUCCAGGCUCGUCCCCAUUGUCCCUCUAUGCCUCACCUCUCACUCACAGACCCACUACAACAGUGCACUGUCACCAACCCUAACGUAGCAUGACCCUUGUCUUCCACCCUGCCCACAAUACAGAGAGCCAGACCACCUGCCAGCCACUCUGUCCUUGCUCACCACCCCAGCAUUCCCCCCUUGGUCCCUCUUGUCCCUGCUCCCUGCCCUGCAUCUCCUCUCUUGUUCCCUCCGAAAAAUCCUUCCUCUCCUUUACUGCUUCCCCAGCAGCAGGAGGGGCUAAUCCAGCAGGGAGUCCCUUUGCUUCUGCCCCACCUUGACACACAGUUUGUGGGGGGGUGAGAGCCAGGGGGGAGCACAAGGAGCUGUCAGCUCGCUGUCAGCUGAGAAGCAGGGAUGCUCCAGCUCAGCACACAAGCCCAUGCACGCUGGAGCACAGCACGCCCAGCACACUCCCUCAGCACGACUCCACCUAACCCCUGCAUAUCUCCUGACUGGGUGCUGGAAGCCUCACACUCCCCCCUCCACCCCGCUCCCUCCGGGCUGUCCCAUCCCUACCAGGGCCACUGGGCUAUGGCCCGGGUCUGUCCCAGCUCUGGCAGGUCCUGGCUGCUCCGCACCACCUCCUGCUGACCCCCCCUACACCGCGAUCUCGUCCUCCAGGCUAUCACCCAGGUCCUGCCUGGGCUGGACGUGGAGCAGGCGUGGUGGUUCCUCCUGGGACCAGGAGUCACGCUCCUCACUCUCGUCCGUGUUGGACUCGUACUCGGAGGCGAUGCCCGACUCGCGGAACUUGAUGAGCUCCAGGCUGCCCAGCGGUGGCUCUGGGGCAGGUGGCCCCGAGUCCGGCAGAAAGCGGUAGCACUCCAGCUUCACCAGACAGUCGUUCCUACCUAUGGGACUGCCCAGGGUGCUGGGGAAAGCUGAGCUGGGGCCCAGCGGCGGCGGGUGGGUGUCCUCGGGCUGCGGGGUGAUCGGGUCGCAGAGGACAGGGAGGACGUUGGAGCGGAAGGUGAUCUCCAGCAGACUGUCCUGGGAGCCUGCUGCAAGAGAAGGGCAUGGCUGAGAGGCCUAGCUUGCCUGGGCGUCCCCUGGCUACCAUGGCUGGCUGCACACUGCCCAGAGGAGGACAGGCUGGGGCCACUUGGCUACCAACCUCCCUACUGCCACUGUUGAGAGGGGCUUAUUUGGUGUUACUGCUGCUGACCAACAAAGAGCCAGUUCUGCAGGACAAAACGUUUAACUGUCUCCUACCCCAGCUCCUGCAGGGAGCUGAUGGCCACAUCUGCUGGAGAGGAAAGUCAAGAAGGGGCUCUUGGGCAGGUAUGGAGCUGGCCUAGAGCAUGCAGCCACUGGGGAAAGCAGACACACAGCUGAUGGAGAUAGGUAAGUACCUGUCCAUACAGCCCUCCCCAAGCCCCAUCCCACACGGCAUGCAAGCACCCUGCUGCACAUGCACAAGCCUGGCCAGAAGGGCACAAAUAUCCCUCUAAACAAAACGAAUGGAAACACACAAAAAACCCCAACAGAAACACCCAUGUGCAUGUGCCUCACAGCCGUUGCUAGAAGUGAGGGGAGAAGAAGUGACGGGAGCGCUUACUCGUCGUGUUCCCUGCCAGCUUCAGCUCCAGCUCCUGCACCUGUUUGACCAGGAGCGAGAUGUGCUGCAGCAAGUCCUUGUUCUGGAGCAGGAGCUGGUGCACUCGAGCCUGGGCCUCCAGCCGUGCCGCCGCUUCUGCUGCCAGCUGGUCCUUCAGCAGGUGCACCUGUGGGACAGCCGAGAGGGGGUGAGCGUGGGGAGACGCUGCUCAAGGGUUGAGGGCUUCGACUCUGGCUGCCACCACUCAUCUACCAGGGCUCACCAGCAUCCCACCCAAUGGUGUGAUGAGGCAGCCACUCCUUGCAGGUACAGCAGACGUGAUGGGAAGCGUGCGGGCAGGUGGCAGUGUAAACCAGAGCACACUCAGCACAUGGUCCCCUGGCCUCUCUGAUGGCAAAGCCCAAGGCAAAGGGGGCUGGCACUGACCAAACUAUCAGUCACAGGGGCAAGGGGUGCAAUAAUUUACACUCUGAGCAGGCACCACAGAGCCCUUUUGGAUUGCAGGCAACACUGUACUUGGGCAGAUAUAAAGGAUCCCCCGAGGAUGAAGGUCUCUCUUCCAGAGAGGAAAGCAGCUUUGCAGCCUGUGACCCCAGAUGGCACGUGGGCUCUGGGGCAGCAGCUCAGGCAGAAGCACAAACACUGAUUUACUGAUGCGAGACGAGGAAAGCCAUGGGACAGCACAAAAAGGCUGCUGGAGCCCAUUGCUCGGGCCAGGUCAGGAAGAAAGUUGAGCAGUUGUGAAGAGCUCUGCGAGGGGUCAGUGAACAAGUAAAGCUCAGGUAAUGAGUUGGAUAAAGCAGACAGAGCUGCUUAAAUGAGGAAUAGCUGCAUGGAGAGUAAGCUGCCAGACACACAGCUCAGGCAGCAGUUAUUCAGGGUGAACACUGAGGCCAGGUACUGGCAAACAGGCAGGGGCUGAAAGCCCAAGAAACCUGGUGGCAUGCAGACCUAAGCACCUCAUCUUUCCUGAUGGGGCCAGGGCAAAUUGCCACUCCUCUCCUCUUGCUGCACGUCCCAUCCUCUGAGUCACAGUUUCUCCCACAGUUGCCACCUGAACAUUUCUGCCUGGAGCUCCCCACAGAGCAGCCUGCCUUCAACACUGCCUCCAGGUGCCACUCCCCUUGGUGGCACCAAGGGGUUCAGUGUGCCCCAGCCCUGUUGCCACCCCAGAAAAGAGUGGAGGGGAGAACCUGUGCCACAGCCACUUGUGUCUGCUGCUGCUGCUGCUGCAGGAGCUGCUGGAGAAGCUGCAUCUGAUGGUGGGCAGAGAGGGGUGUUCCCAGGUCAGGCAGCUGGGCAGAUGAGGGCAGCAGCAUCUUGGGCGACGCUGUCAGGAUAUCUUCAGGGUGGAGGCAGCCCUGCAAAACACCAGUGUGGAAAGUGUGAUCCCAUGCCACUCACCUCAGAGAGCCACCUGGCACAUACAGGCUGCGGAAGAGAGCAGCCCCCCAGAAUACCCAGGAAAGAAGCAAAUGCAUUCAAAGCAAAUGCACACUUUGCUGGGGGUUCUGACAAACUUUGAGGACAGUAUUUUCUCAGUUUCGACAACAACCCAAAUACUUCUGAAGAAAAUUCCUGAAAAAGCUGGCGUUUCCAAUGGGAAUUUCCACUGUAUCAAAAAAGUCCUUUAUUUUUGUUUUUUUGGUGGAAAAAAUCCCUAUCAGCUCUGCCCCAAACACUUUCCGUGUGGCUGCACAGAGUUCAGCCUCAUCCCAGCGCUCUCCAGGAGCGCCCUGGGCCCCAAGCCAAAGGGCAGCCCUGCAGUGGCAGAUGGCUUUGAUCUGGGAGCUGGGGAAUGCUGCUGAAUCCCUCCUGAUCCCUGGGCCCUCAGGGGUGCACAUCAGAGCCACGGGGCUGGGGCUGUGCAGUGCCCCAAGAGUGGAGGGCAGGGACCCAGGCACCUUGGCAUAGGCCACCCACCUCCUUGCCCACAGCAUCGAGGUCGGUCACGCCACGGCUGAAGUCCAGGAUGUCAGCUCCGGGCAGCGGCAGCUCCACGGCGUCGAUGUCCGUCUCUUCCGCUGAGGCGGCCGCCCUCUCCACACCGGAGAGGCGGCAGGCUGUGGGAGCAGUGUCAGAGUAGAGCACAGUCUGCUUGGAGCAGGAGCUCGCUGUGGUGCACCCCAAGCAUAGUGAGCAAUGCCCAGGGUCGGUCCCCACCACCCCCCUGCCACCCGCCCUCCAGCUCUGGGGGGACGCAGGUACACAGAGACACAGCUGCUCUUCCUGCUGCUGCUCAGGAUGGGGGUUGCAGCCAAAAACACACCCAGCCCCAGCACACCAAACCUUGGGAACAGCAGCCAAAACCCCUGAGGCUGGACAAAUGGGCCACCAAGAGCAGAAAACACAGAUAAAGAAAGGUAAACAAGAGAUUACG
Messenger RNA from Pseudopipra pipra, 8012 nucleotides. RefSeq names its product spermatogenesis associated 46 (gene SPATA46). Gene Ontology annotation, biological process: fertilization. NCBI's taxonomy places the organism in Eukaryota, Metazoa, Chordata, Aves, Passeriformes, Pipridae. The record is from RefSeq and is a predicted model, not a curated record.